Labrus bergylta (ballan wrasse) is the source of this 2493-nucleotide messenger RNA. RefSeq names its product rhombotin-1. Gene Ontology annotation, biological process: positive regulation of transcription by RNA polymerase II. The record is from RefSeq and is a predicted model, not a curated record. Gene Ontology annotation, cellular component: nucleus. Gene Ontology annotation, molecular function: transcription coactivator activity; DNA-binding transcription factor binding. NCBI's taxonomy places the organism in Eukaryota, Metazoa, Chordata, Actinopteri, Labriformes, Labridae.
GGCCCGGGCUGUCCUGGUGUGUGACUGUCUAUUGAAUAAUUGAUUCAGAGAGGGAGGGGGCGGUUACUAUCAGAUCUGAGCGUAAUGACUUUAUAUAAUUAGCACGCAGCGUUGAAGAAGAAAAAAAAAAAACGUUUGACUGUGGGAGUUUUUUUUUUUUUUUUUUUUUGCAGAGAGGGAGAAAGGAGGGAGCAGUGUUAGGAGGUUCAGUGUGUGCAGAGGAGCAGCCGCAGCCUGUGAGCACACACAGACAUCCUUCUGCACUGACAUCAGCUCAGAUAAGACACGGACACUCUUGAUUUAAGGACAUCUCUCCUGCCGGCAAGGUGAUACACGGAUUCGCUGUCUUCAUCCACCCGCUGUGAGGAUAUUUUCUUUACGCGUAGAGAGACACACAAAAAGCGGCUCUAUGGCUGUUUCUCUUGGCUUCCCUCGUGGUUAUGAGAAGCGGAGCUGAAGUUUGAGGGUGAAUGUUGAUUCUGCAAUUUACCGGAGUGUGAAAGCCCUCGGAGUGUUUGUUGUUUUUUUUUUUUACUGAAGAAGCGGAGUCUUUUCUCCUGUUGUUGGAUUGUUGUCGUUCUCCUGAAGGAUGGUGCUGGACAAGGAGGAGAGUGUGUCUCUCGUCCCCCUCCAGUCCAGAGAGAAGCCGAGAGCCUGCGCCGGCUGCAACGGGAAGAUCCGGGACCGCUUCAUGCUGCAGGCAUUGGACAGGUUCUGGCAUGAGGACUGUCUGAAGUGUGCCUGCUGUGACUGCCGCCUGGGCCGCCUGGGCUCCACCCUCUACACCCGGGCCAACCUCAUCCUCUGCCGCAGGGACUACCUGAGGCUCUUUGGGGUGACAGGGAACUGUGCAGCCUGCAGUAAGCUGAUCCCUGCCUUUGAGAUGGUGAUGAGAGCCAGAGACAACGUCUACCAUUUAGACUGCUUUGCCUGUCAGCUCUGCCGCCAGAGAUUUUGCGUGGGAGACAAGUUUUUCCUGAAGAACAACAUGAUCCUGUGCCAGCUGGACUAUGAAGGAGGCCAUCUUAAUGGCAGUGCAGAGAGGCAGGCUCAAUAAGAGGAUGACUGUGAGCCAGAAAGGACGAUGAAGAGCACAGCGGCGCGGCCCUCAUCGGCUUCAUGUUUCAGGCUGAACCUGGAGACGUUUCCAGCAGCUCAGGAUAAGAGUGAUAACUAUCUUGAAAACUUUUUGUUUCUGAUCACAUGGACCAGAGAAAGACAAAAAUCAUGAAACUAUCAAGGAGGAUAUUUUCCAGAGGACUCAACGUGGUUCUUUCCCCACGUUUCCUUCAUUCAACGUUUGCAGACAAUUUGGGGAGUCUGUGCGCCACACUUGAAACACGAGCCGGAUGGAGAGGAGCCAAUCAGGCCGCGCAUAGCAUCAACCAAGUCAUCCAUCACAGAGAAAACACAGAGUUGUCUUUUUCAAAACUCUCUCUGAUUAUCAAAUUGUUCUGGCAGUCUCUGAGCCGUCCUCUGUGGUGAGCUCCACCCACGCGGCAUGCAGGAAGAAGCCCCAAAACAAACAGAAACAUAGUCACAGAUCCAGAACGCCUCCAACACAGGAGGAUCAUCGGCUUCUCUUUCACCUCCUCCUGCAAGACUCGACUGAACCGAGGGGAACAUCAAACCACACAGACUUUGUUUUCAAUCUGAUCUCGAGCUGUUUUUUUUUCUUGACUUAUUAAACUGAAGUACAAGUUCAGUUUCUUUGCUUAUUAUUUAUGUUCUGCCAUGACCAAAAGAAAACAGAAGAGUCAGCACACUCAGGGUCCUUCAAAGUUCCUAUUAUCUGGGUAGAUCAGCAGACGGACGUGUUUCAGCUCAAAGCCUUCAUCAUCAGCGUUGCAGAUAGUUGCUUUUCUCUUUUUUGUGGACCUGCUCCUGAAAAUGUUUUACUGAUUGAGUGCACAUUUUUCUGAUGAGCAGAUGAGACUGUAGAGAGAGACAAUCAUUAAAAGAUCCUCUUUAAUACUAACAACAAAUAUCAUGAUUUAAACAGUCAGAGUAAACAUUUUCCCUUGAAAAUCAACAGAUCAGUAAAUCUAGUAACUGCAUAGAGGAGGACUUUAAUAUUGACUCGAUAUAAAAUCCACAACAUGGCAGCUGUGGCUCAAUAACCGGAAGGUCGAGGGUUCGAUCCCUAACUGAGCAACAUGUCUAUUGUCCAACACCCUUACAUUGCUCCCGCUGCUUCGGUGGCGGUGUAUGAAUGGAUUAGUGUUGUACUUACUCUCUGAUGUACAUUUCUUUGGAUAAAAGUGUCUGCUAAGUGAAUUGUAACAUUUCAUGCAGCAAAGGUGCAGACGACAUGCUACAAAGAUAAGUGGAUAUAAAUCAGGCGUUAAAAUACUUCAUAUUUAGAGAAACAUCUCUCCUGUGUAUGAUGCUCAUAUUCACACUUCAUGACUUUAAAAUGAGUGUAAAAUAUAUAUUCAUAAAGGUAAAAACUUCACAAGCACAGAGGCAAAUAGACGUACUAAAGAUCAGUGA